GAGCAAUGUGUGACGCAAGUUUUCUUUACUCCAGGCAAUCAUAAGUAGUGAGAUUCUGUCUGCAGAACAUGCUGCAGAUUCUGGUAGAACAGAUUGCUGCACCUGCCUGGGACAAGAACUGAAUGUAAACCUCUCCAGGACCUCCAAUGGAUGUCAUUUCGGGAUAACCCACGACUCCGCCUGUUUGGUUGAUGACUUUGUCUCUCAUGCUCUUCGUUUCGAUGAUCGGAAGUCUCCUCAAGUUCAGCGCUCCCCGGAGGAUGCUCCUACUGGUUUCGUUUGCUACUUCAUGCAUGCAGUGUUGUACAAAUUCAUGGAUUGGAGAUGCCAUCCCAGACCUUCUACAAAAUCACCCUGUGUGUCCUCCUUCCUUUAUCAUCCUUCUUCUUUAUUGCUGACUCAGAUCCAGUUCUCUCAGACCAGCCCUUCACUGUAGUUUGGAAUGCACCCACUCAGUCGUGUUUAGAAAAGUUUAGGGUGGAAAUAGAUGUAGAAAAAUUUGACAUAGUGUUGAACAACAACCACUCAUUCCUGGGAAACAAGAUGGUCAUCUUUUACAGUACCCAGCUAGGUCACUACCCUUACUAUGACAAGAGUGGGAAGCCAAUCAAUGGGGGACUUCCCCAAAAUGCCAGUAUUGAGAAACACCUGCACAAAGCCAGACAAGAUUUGGCAGCUGUAAUAUUUACAACACGUUUCAAAGGAGUGGCAGUGGUGGAUUGGGAAAACUGGCGACCUCUGUGGACUCGUAACUGGAAUGAAAUGAUUCAGUACAAACUGAGAUCUAUAGAGCUGGCGUAUCGAAAGUACCCAAAGUCGCCAUAUAGCAAGUUAAAGAAAUUGGCCAGAUUGGAAUUUGAAUAUGCUGCUCAGGCAUUUAUGAGACGCACUCUUGAGUUGGGUCGGGAGAUAAGUCCAGAAGGACUAUGGGGGUUCUAUGGGUAUCCAAGGUGUUUCAAUUACGGCUAUGGUAACUCUAGCUCUAAUUACACUGGUGAGUGUGCAGAUAUGGAAAAAAGCAGAAACAACCAUCUGGCCUGGUUGUGGAGGGCCAGUCGGGCACUAUACCCAGAUAUAUACCUGGACAAGGAGUUAAAGAUGUCACCAAAUGUGGGUUCGUACGUGAAGCACAGGGUGAAGGAGGGAUUGAGGAUCUCUAAUAUCGUGCCUGGACAGAAGUUGCCUGUCUUGCCUUAUGCCCGAAUUGUGUACAAGUAUAGCAUGGACUUCCUCACCCAGGAGGAUCUAAUUCAGACAAUAGGACAGAGUGCAGCACUGGGCGCUGCUGGAGUUAUCCUCUGGGGAAACGGAGACUACAGUGUGAGCAAGGAGUCCUGCCUUGCAGUGAAAGCCUACCUACAUGACACUCUGGGUAAAUAUUUAAAAAAUGUGACCAGUGCAGCUGACCAGUGCAGCCAAAGUCGAUGCGCAGGACACGGACGCUGUGCACAAAAAGAUUCUUCCUCCAAGACGUAUCUUCACCUAGACCCGAAGAUCUUCACCAUCAAGGAGGAUCCGAAGGGCAAAGGAUACUUUGUGCAUCCAGUGACGCCCAACAGAAACAUCACGCAGACAUGGAGAGAAUUUGAGUGCCACUGUUAUAAAGAUUGGGAGGGUCCACAGUGCACAAAGAAUCAAACAUGACACAACUUGCAGACACCUGAAUAAGAAAAUGUAAAAAAAAAUAAGAGGUGCAUUUUAUAUAAAGUGAAUAUGAAAUUAAGAUUCUUAAAGAAUUAGAAAGAAAUAUUAAACACAUAUUAGACCAUCAAUAUAGUUUGAAUUCGAUGUAUCCCAAUUGUAACU
Pelobates fuscus (common spadefoot toad) is the source of this 1806-nucleotide messenger RNA. RefSeq names its product hyaluronidase-1-like. Gene Ontology annotation, biological process: carbohydrate metabolic process; hyaluronan catabolic process. Gene Ontology annotation, cellular component: cytoplasmic vesicle. Gene Ontology annotation, molecular function: hyalurononglucosaminidase activity. NCBI's taxonomy places the organism in Eukaryota, Metazoa, Chordata, Amphibia, Anura, Pelobatidae. The record is from RefSeq and is a predicted model, not a curated record. The transcript has 5 exons. The coding region runs from base 325 to 1644 and encodes 439 amino acids.